Molecule: messenger RNA, 1122 nt
Organism: Trypanosoma brucei brucei TREU927
Lineage: Eukaryota; Euglenozoa; Kinetoplastea; Trypanosomatida; Trypanosomatidae
Exons: 1
Coding region: 1-1122 (373 amino acids)
Biological process (GO): RNA processing
Molecular function (GO): RNA methyltransferase activity; RNA binding
Source: RefSeq, a predicted model, not a curated record
AUGAACACAGUGAAAGUUCUGUUACGGAAAAGGGUGGUGCGUGCGGGCGCAUUUGAGGAUACGGCCCUCGCGCUCACAAACGCUCACAGCGCUGGAGCAGAAGCCAGAGGUCGGCCUAUAGUUCUGCAGAGUUUGGAUGAGGUAGCGCAAGUCACACCCACAAUAUCUUUUAGCGGGCGCCAGCUAUGGAACUCAACAAAACUUCUUAGGGAAAACGGGAAUGUCCGUCGUUCCCACGGGGCCUGCGUCGUUGGCGGUGCCUCUGCCAUCAGACGCGUAUGGAGAGAUUACAAGAUUCGCCCCAACGUUGUUUAUGUCCCCGAUACCGAGCCCACAGUUGCGUCAUGGUGCCUGGAAGAUGAACUUCCCACCUGCAUAGUUCGCUGCUCCCCUGUUGAGAUCAAUCGCGGGUUGCUUAGUGCUGAACUGGCUGAUGGGCACGCAGCUGAGUUUCCGAUUCCCGCAUCCCCUUCGGUUGAAACGUUUCUUGGGGAAGGUAAGCCCUCUCGCCUCGCAUCGAUGCUGGUCUUGGUUGGUCUCCGCAUACCCAGCAACGUUGGCACACUCAUACGGGCUGCAGUUGAAAUGGGUUUUGAGAGCGUGCUUCUGAUCAAUUGCUUGGAUCCCUUUGGUGAAAAAGCAUUGCGCGCCAGUGAGGGCACUGUUUUCUCCCCCCAGUUUAAGAUUUUUGAGCCGGGCAGCGAUCCGGUUUCCGCAUUAAACAGCAUUGCCGUGGAGCAUAACCUUCUGCCCUUGUUGGCCCUCCCCUCCCAGAAGGCUGAGACGGCGUUCGAGGUGGCGAAGAACUUGCACAAAAUCAAUGCCAUGAGGCGUUCGCAGGAAGCGGAGGGAGACGCGGCAGCAUCACAUAACCACAUCGGGCCACUGCUGAUUCUGGGGUCGGAGGCAAAAGGCCUGCGGGACCUUGCAGGGGAGUGGUCGGUGCCCCGCAAGUUUGUUUCGGUUCCGCUGCCGAAUUCUACCGUCGAAUCUCUCAACGUGAGUGUUGCAGGUUCUAUUCUUAUUCACGCAUUUCGACCAGCUGCGGAAAAACACUUCGUCGAAUUGGAGGAGUCGGCACGUCCAAGAACACUUGGAGACGGGCCCCUCCUCUUGCGUUGA